AUGCGAACAAUCGCAUCUCUGGCUGCGAUCAGCCUUGCCUUUGCUGGCAUCUCGGCGAGUGAAGUCCAUGACCUAAAGAAAGAUAACUUCAAAGACUUCAUCUCCCAACAUGAUCUGGUACUAGCCGAGUUCUUUGCCCCUUGGUGUGGCCACUGCAAAGCUCUGGCACCUGAGUAUGAAGAGGCCGCAGCCACGCUGAAAGAGAAGAACAUCCCUCUUGUGAAAGUCGACUGCACGGCUGAGGGCGAUCUGUGCAAGGACUAUGGUGUCGAGGGCUAUCCUACCGUCAAGGUCUUCCGGGGCCUUGAUAACAUCAAGCCAUACCCAGGCGCUAGGAAGGCUCCUGCCAUUGUCUCAUACAUGACCAAGCAGCAACUCCCUGCUGUCUCCCUGCUCACCCCUGAUACUCUCGAAGAAUUCAAGACUACAGACAAAGUCGUCGUGGUAGCGUACAUUUCAGCCGACGAUAAAGCCUCCAACCAGACCUUCACUUCGCUCGCUGAUUCGUUACGGGAUGACUACCUCUUCGGUGCCUCCAAUGAUGCCGCACUUGCCAAGGCAGAAGGCGUCAAGCAACCCGCUGUUGUGCUCUAUAAGGACUUCGACGAGGGGAAAAACACAUUCACAGAGUCGUUCGAUGAGGACGCUAUCUCGAAGUUCAUCAAGACCGCCUCGACUCCCUUGGUCGGUGAAGUUGGUCCAGAAACCUAUGCUGGCUACAUGGGUGCUGGAAUUCCUCUCGCGUACAUCUUUGCUGAAACCCCCGAAGAACGAUCCUCCCUGGCGGACGCUCUUAGGCCUGUCGCUGAGAAAUACAAGGGCGCCAUUAAUUUCGCAACCAUCGAUGCUAAGGCCUUUGGCGCUCAUGCUGGCAACUUGAACCUGCCUACAGACAAAUUCCCUUCCUUUGCAAUUCAAGAGACGGUGAAAAACGAGAAAUAUCCCUUCACGGGCAAUGACCUCACUGAGAAGAAGAUUGGUGCUUUCGUCAAGGACUUUGUUGCCGGCAAGCUCGAACCAAGCAUCAAAUCAGAGCCCGUUCCAGAGAAACAGGAGGGGCCUGUCACAGUUGUUGUCGCCCAUUCUUACAAGGAAAUUGUUCUCGAUGACGCCAAGGACGUAUUGAUCGAGUUCUACGCUCCUUGGUGUGGACACUGCAAAGCUCUCGCUCCAACGUAUGAAAAGCUAGCAGAGCUCUACUCCUCAAGCGAUCUUUCCUCUAAAGUCACCGUGGCCAAGAUUGAUGCCACCUUGAACGACGUUCCCGAUGAGAUCGCUGGCUUUCCCACCAUCAAGCUGUACCCUGCUGGCGCCAAGGACUCUCCUGUCGAAUACUCGGGCUCCCGCACCAUGGAAGACCUUGCUGCUUUCGUCCGCGACAAUGGUAAGCACGGCAUUGAUGGUAUUGCCCUCUCGAAGAAGGACGAGGAUGUGGAUAUGGAAGAUGUUUCAUCUGCUGCCAGCGACACCAUGGCGAAAGCUGCUCCUGCAGCAACGACCGUUGCUGAAGAAGUCUCGUCGGGCGCGGCCGAUGCUGUUAAGAGUGCAGUCAGUGAGGCUACAGAGGCAGCCAAGACGAUGCUCGCAGAUACCGAUGAGGGUGGCGUCCAGGAGCAUGAUGAGCUGUAA
This is a messenger RNA of Fonsecaea multimorphosa CBS 102226, 1629 nucleotides long. RefSeq lists its product as uncharacterized. The transcript has 4 exons. Bases 1 to 1629 code for a protein of 542 amino acids. NCBI's taxonomy places the organism in Eukaryota, Fungi, Ascomycota, Eurotiomycetes, Chaetothyriales, Herpotrichiellaceae. Gene Ontology annotation, biological process: protein folding; response to endoplasmic reticulum stress. The record is from RefSeq and is a predicted model, not a curated record. Gene Ontology annotation, cellular component: endoplasmic reticulum. Gene Ontology annotation, molecular function: protein disulfide isomerase activity.